CUAGUAGGUACCCUCCUCCUCUCCACCAACGCACUGCACUGUACACUAUACGGCUAUCCCGAUUGCGCCCAGGCACCCAGCUGGAUGCAUCAUCACCAAUUAGGCUUGCGUUGUUGCGUGUCCCUUUGCAGCCCGCCGACGUCCGCAUCUUCCGCACGCAAUUCACUUCCGACAGUGUCCCUCGCCGCAUUUCUGAUUUUUAUUUCCCCCGACUCCUGCCCUCUCCUCCGCAAUCGAUUCGCCAUUUCACCCAACGUUGGCCCUUCAACCGCCCCGUCCUCUCUCUUUCUCUAACCACGAGCUGCUAUAACCCAUCAGCACGAUACCAUAGUUAAGAGUCUCUCUACAUCUUCUCUGGACCUGUGGUCCAAGUCUGGAAGCCCUCCGACACCCCCGACACCACAUCCCGUUUGCGAGUCCUGCAGCCAUGGACGAAGGCACCGGCCCACGACGCGAGGGCAAGCUGGCCUCUCUGUCCGCCACCACGGCAAGCAGCAUCAUUAGCGACUUUGCCCUGUACGAACCCGUUUCCAGAGCCUCGUCUCCAGCUAUCCCAGCCUCGAAGAACCACGAAGAUGAUCAGCGCCGAUACCGCCCGCGCACAUUUGCCUACUUUCAGCAGCUGCCCUUUGCUGUCGAGAAGCAGGCGGAGCGGGAUGCUGCUUUACAGGAAAUCCUCAAGCAGCUCUACAUUGCUAUUCGUGCCGAGGACAUGUCUCCUGGCGCGAUGCACUGGACGCGCGAGCUCGAAAUUUGGAUUAAUCUCAAGUUUGAGAUGCCCCGCGAGCUCCGGGCUAAGCUCACCAAGCUCUACUAUUCCCUGGCCCUGAGCCCGGGAGUCGAUCCCACCGUCGCAGACAGAUUCUUGAGAAUGGUGGUCACCCUUACUAGAAAGGAACACUACCUGAAAUCGGGCGAUGACCUCAUCCUAGAUUGGCGACUUCUAUGGAACGAGGUAAAGUCGGCAGUACUUCCGACAGCACAGCGCGGAAGCCGCAAGCGUAUUGCAAAGCAAUUCCUCAAGCUUGCGAAUCAUGCAAACGCAUACUUCGACCCCUCCGAGAGACCGAAUAUGCUCCAAGAGUUUCUGCCAUACUUUAGUGUCAAUGAACUGCCCAACGCAUUCAUUGUCACGGGCGCCAUCAGUGCACUGCUUCCCAGCCAGCCUGCACCUGCUACUGAUGUCCAAUCACAGCCAGGCGCUUUCUUCCCGACAUUGUUCCAUCUAUGGGCCAUUGUCAACAGGUCCAAGGUCACCGAUGUCUUCUUCGUGGACCUUUUCUCACGAUUUGCAAGAGAUCACCUGACCUGCAGCCAUUUACCUUUCAAUGAAUACGGCAUUUUUACAAAGUCACAGGCUGACAUAAUCUUCACUACUAUCCUUCGACUCACACAGAUUCCCGUGGGCCAAUCCGGCUCGCAGAGCACACCACUCGAUCUCCUGUCUGGAGCAGGCAUCCUCUUGGCCAAGGAUGAAAAGAAGCACCCCAUUGCGUACAUGGUUGCUCGAUUGGUUGUCAACUCGCUGUCUCCUGCUUGCCUCGGAGACGGUGAAUCGAUGCUGACGAGCUUGGAAGGCCUCAUGGAUUCUAUUGAGACCUUUUUCCACCCAUCUAACCAAGGUGCCUGGACUACUAUGCUUGGCCAGUUGACACUCUUCCUCACAGACGCCUUUGUCUCCCGAUGGAACAGAGAGCAAGCUGGCGAACUCGAUGUUCCUGAGAAUCGCAAGAUUACCCCGGAGCUGAAGAAGCGUUUUGUUUUGGCCUUGAGAGAGGUCACAUAUAUGGGUAUCUUCUCCAAGAGUAGCCGCGUGUCUCGUUUCUAUUAUAUUGCCUUGCAGGGCUUGUCAUUCCUUGAGCCCGAUUUGAUGCUGCCUGGUGCUCUGCAACGAUUCUACCCUAGUCUUCAAGGUCUCGUUGAAGUCCACAGAACAACUUCUAGUCUGAUUGGUCUACAGAUGAUCUGCAAUCUCAUGUCAAAGCUCAAGGGAUAUCGUUGCCAUCUUACCGCAUUAAUGGCACUCGCUCUCCCUGGUAUCGAUGCCAACGAUCUUGAAAAGACACAAUACACUCUCUACUUUAUUCAAAGUAUGGCCUACAGUAUUCCAAUCGCUCCUCUUUCCAAGGAUGGCGAGAUCCACGAUACAAAUCUGGCAAUGCAGUGGGUUCAGGGCGAGAUGGAGCGAAUGGAGCGUGAUGGCCAGAACGUCAUCAUGAACUACAGCACCGAGCUUAGCGACGAAGACGAAGCCAAUAUCCUCCGAUCCUCUACCGCAGGAUUCGGCGAGUUUGUGCUUACACUCCUCGGCAAGGUCUUUACCUUGCUCGAGAACUUACCAGACGCCAACCAGGGCAGCCGUGGCACGCCCGAAGAUGAUGUUAUUAGCGCCCUUUCAGCUGCCAUGUCCCCCCUGUUUGCGUCCAUGUCGGAUGAUAUCUACGAUAUGGCCAUGGAAAAAAUCGCCAAUUUUGUAUCAUCGCAUGUGGUGCAUCAGGCCCGCGACCCAAUGGCUCGAAUUUUGAACGCAGUCUGCAAAGUGAACCCCGCCAAAGCUUUGAAGGUCUUUGUACCCAUGCUGGUUGUCAACAUCCGCAAUGAGAUUGACGACAACAACGCGGCAUCAGAUCGCACAACUGGCACCGACUAUCUCCCCAGAGAUCGUGCUCUAGUAUGGAACAUUAGCAUGCUUGCCAUGACAGUAGUCCAUGUUGGCCGAGAGGUUCUCAACUACAAGACAGAGCUCCUCGGUAUUGCUGAGUACAUGCAAGAAAAGAUCCGUGGUUUACCAACCCUACUUGUCUCGAACUUUAUCCAUCAUCUGCUCCUCAACCUCACACACACAUACCCCAUCGAUCACUCUCUGUUUGAGCCGGAUGUGGUCAAAAAGGGGCUUGAUGUACAUAACUGGGGUCAGACCACUUCUCCCACCGAGCUUACCAUAAAGUGGCACCAUCCUUCGCCGCCUGAGAUUGAAUUUGCUGUGGAACUGUUUGCCUCCCAGACCAAAUCCGCUUCGAGUCAGUUAGAGCUGCUGCUUAGCGACGAUCCGCCUGUUAGCAGAAAAGGAAAACAUAAGGAAUGGUCAGAUGAGGUGUCAAGAUUGAUGGAACAGAUUUGGCUUGUUAUUUCUGGCAUGUCAACACUGUUCGAUCCGACUCAGAGCAGCAGCGCGGAUAAUCUUACAACAGAUGAAGACGAAAUGAUGAUUGAUGAUGAGGCUGACAGUGACCCGCUCGCUGAAGUUGCCGAAGACGAGAGUCUUCGACCACAAUUCAAAUACCCAGCUGGCUACGCAUUACAAAAGGGCGAUGCCUCAUACAAGCGCAUCCAUGAUCUCCGCCAGCAGCUGGGUCACCUGCUUACCAAAGCUCAUGCUUUCUUAACUACAAACCAGGAAGAUGAUGUCAAAUCCUUUACAUCUCUGUACUCGGCCUACCGAGCCUGGAUUACUGACGUCGGCUUUGAGCGAUCGGCGCAUGCUCAUGAAAGACACGUCAACCUGUAUAAAUCCUAUAUUGCUGCAUUCAAGAUCAAAGGCCUCCGCAAGGUUUAUCCGAGACCAUUGCUCAUCAGACGUGCAGAGGCUUAUUUGCUGUUGAGAAUGAAGCGAAACGGAACCUCGCGACGCAAAAGCGACCUUGAUAAGCAACUGUUACUCGACCUCGCCCAAUCCUGUUUGUCCUCUUAUGCCGAUAUUCGUCGUGCCGCGCAGAGCGCUCAAGAUUCAUCUCUGCGCUCCUUAAUUGGAGGCAAGCCUGUAGUUAUUCCGGUCAUUUUGAGCGGACUCCGCGACGCUCUUGAUAAGAAUGAUCAUGACCGCAUUAAGGGUGGCAUGUAUUCUAUGCUGUUUACGUCUCUUCUCAAAACAAUCAUCAAGGAUUGGCGCUUUGCACCAGAAGCGAUGCGUCUAUAUAUUGAAACGGCUAGUAUUGAUAAACCCUCCAUCGAACGCCUUGGAUCCUCUGCAGUUCUCUCACUGUAUGAGUUUGGAAAGCCGUUUGAGAGAGCCAUCGUUAUUAAUCAGCAGACGCUUGGUCAGAUCAAGCCUGCAGACGAUGUCGAGACGGAAAUCAAAUCGAGGCACAAGUUUAUCCUGAAACGUCGAAGCAAGGUGGAGGCUGCCAAGACGGAUCUCGGAUUGGAACUGACCAAGCGAGCCAAGGGAGCUCACUGGAAGGUAGCAUCGAGAUGCGCUCUUUUUGCAUCCAACCUUUGCCUCCGCUUUCACACCAUCGCACCCCCAGAGUUUGUUGACCUCAUUGCCACUGGCGCCAAUGACGCUCACCCUGGACUGCGCACAUCGUAUGUCAACGCACUUACCGGGCUGUUUACAGCUAUUGACACGAGAGCUGUGUAUGGCCAUGAUUACAUGAACUAUAUUCUAGAAAAGGAUGUGGCUGAGGAGAACCGGUUGGAGAUUCCUGUUACGAAGGGUGAUGAAGCCUUCACACAGCACUUCCUCGCCACCUUCACUGAAGACAAAGACCCCGAGUACCUAGUCGAUGCCGAUUAUCCUGGCUGGCUCGUGUGGGGUAAGAAGUUUACGGCGUUCCGUGCUAAGCCUCUGGCCUUUGACAGCUAUGACGAUCUUGAGCGUGGUGUGCGAGCGCAGCUUGGCAAGAUUCUCACAAGAGAGUGGCUUGCCAAGUGUUUUGAAUAUCUCAAGCAGGAACCACGUGAUAGCUACGCUGAUCGCGUUUCCAUGACCAACGUAUAUCUGCUGAUGCAUGUCUUCACUCUCAUGUAUUACAACGAGACUGCUGUAACAUUUGACGAUGUCAAGGAGCUCGCUGUGGAGACGUUUGGUGACGGCAGCGACAAACAUCAGCACCGUGCCACAUCAGAAAUCUUGGGAGCUCUGCUGUCUUCUGCUAGUGACGAGCCAGCCGAGAUUCGCAAGAUGGUCUGGGACUUUGCAGCACCCAAGGUACUCAAGAUUUACUCAGAUGAAUUGACUCCCGAGAAUCUGCAGUAUUGGUUGACAUGCCUGCACCAUAUUCUGGACACGCGGGACCCCCGCCGCUCGCGAGAGAUUGUUGCCAGUCUGGAAGCAUUCCGCCUCGAUAUGGGCUCUAAUGCAGCCUUUAAAGAAUCGUCCAAGAUCCAGCUGCUCGAAGUUGCAAUCGGCGAAGGAGGUUGGCAUUUCCAGAGGGAGAAGCCCAUCUUGGAGAACUUCCUAGGUCACAUGGACCACCCGUACAAGGCAGUGCGCGAGGCCAUGGGUCGUGUAAUUGCUGUCAUCAACCGCACUAGAAAUCACGAGUCCUUUGAAAAUGUGACGAAGCUGCUAGAGGCAAACGCUGCGGCAUCUUCCGUGGGUAUCCGACCAUUCCCCCCAUCUGAGGAGCUCACAGCCACGCUCAAGGAAGUGUUUGGCAGACUAGAAAAGUGGCGGCAGGAGCGAGAGCCUGGCCAACAGGAGCAGUCAUCGUACACGUCAGGAUCGAAGACUGUUCUGGCAUGGCUUGACUGCGCCCUGGCCUCGUACGAGUGUGUCCAGCUGGCUCCCUUCUUUACUAUGUUUAUGAACGAGCUGCUGCAUAUGAUGGACGUCAAGGAAGACCCUGAGUUGAUGCGAUUGGCCUAUCAUGUCUAUCGAUACUUCCCCAACGUACCACUCCGCGAAGGAGAGGACACUGAUUUCAUCCAGGGCUUAGUCAAGCUUGGUAGAACAGCGUCUAGCUGGCAUCAGCGUCUCCGCGCACUAGUGAACAUGCAGGUUGUUUACUUCCGUCGUUUGUUUGAGACGAGAGAGCCUGAGCGCGACCUGCUCUUCAUGACGGUAUCCGAUAUGCUUGUUGACUCACAGCUUGAAGUGCGUGGCUGCGCCGCAACAACGCUCGCCGGCAUGAUUCGAUGCUCACCACAGCGUAUCCGCGAACCCAUGAUUGCAAAGUUGCGUAAGAGAUUUGAGGCAGAAUUGGAUAGAAACCCUAUGCCUAAGAGAAAGCCUAACCUGCCUGGCACUGAGACGCCGGUAGAUGUUCACAAGCAGAUUCAGCGACGCCACGCUGCAGUGCUGGGACUGGGAGCCUUGAUCGAGGCAUUCCCCUAUGCAACACCACCUCCCAAGUGGAUGCCGGAGGUGCUCGCGUUGCUGGCACGUCGCGCUGCAGGAGACAGUGGCGUUGUUGGCAAGGCUACCAAGGGUAUCUUGAGUGACUUCAAGAAGACACGACAAGACAGCUGGAGCGUUGACCAGAAGUAUUUUACGACGGAGCAGUUGGAGGACCUGGAAGGUGUUUUAUGGAAGAGCUACUUUGCAUAGAUUAUGAGCCGUGUACGAAAGGCGGGAUCCGAGGAGCUUUGGACGGGAGGCUUAGGCUACUUGUAAAUGGAUAUAUGUGCGGGCUUUGGCUAGUUACGGGCAAACCCCCUCCUUUCCUUCGAACGAGGCAUGAUAGACAAAUAGAACGUGUUAAAUUGU
Molecule: messenger RNA, 6430 nt
Organism: [Torrubiella] hemipterigena
Lineage: Eukaryota; Fungi; Ascomycota; Sordariomycetes; Hypocreales; Clavicipitaceae
Source: the annotation of a GenBank genome assembly